AUGUUGAUUCUGGCUGAGUCCCCAAAAUCUUGGAUUGAAGAGGUCUUCAGUAAGAGAGAAUGUGCACACAUCAUUCCCGGCUCAAAAGAUCCACAUAGGUGUCCUGCAGGAUGCCAGGUGUGCCAGAAUUUAAUCAGAUGUUGCUGUGGACGGCUGAUUGGAGAUCACCCAGGAGUAGACUGCAGCUGGCCAGUUUAUCAGACUGGUUCAGAGGGGGAUGGUGGAGAAUGGUCUGUGCAAAAACACACAAAGAUGAGUCCAACGGAUGCAUUUGGUACAAUCAAUUUUCAAGAUGGAGACCACACUUACCAUGCCAAGUAUAUUAGAGUUUCUUAUGAUAGCAGUUUGGAUCAGCUGUUGCACCUGAUGGUUAAAGAAUGGCAGAUGGAGUUGCCAAAGCUUGUGAUCUCUGUUCAUGGAGGCAUUCAAAAUUUCAAGCUUCCCUCAAAGGUCAAGCAGGUUUUCAGCAAAGGUUUGAUGAAGGCUGCUGAGACUACAGGAGCAUGGAUAAUUACAGAAGGCAUCAACAGCGGAGUGUCCAGACAUGUAGGGGAUGCACUGAAAGGCUGUGCCUCACCACACCUGAGAAAGAUCUGUGCUAUUGGGAUUCCUCCAUGGGGUAUCAUUGAGAACCAGAGGGAUCUCAUUGGAAAAGAUGUAGUUUGCCUGUACCAGACUCUUGGUAACCCACUCAGCAAGCUGAGUACGCUCAACAGCAUGCAUUCUCAUUUCCUAAUGGCAGAUGAUGGGACAGUAGGCAAAUAUGGGAAUGAAAUGAUGCUCAGGAGGAAUUUGGAGAAGUACAUAUCACUUCAAAAAAUACACAGAAGAAUGGACCAAGGUGUACCCAUAGUUGGGCUGGUGUUGGAAGGAGGCCCCAGAGUGAUCCAAAUGGUAUGGGAGUACGUGAGGUCCAGCCCAGCUGUCCCAGUGGUGGUCUAUGAGGGCACUGGCAGAGCUGCAGAUGUACUGGCAUUUACCCAUAAACACAUGCGUGAUACAGGGGAUCUGUGCCCUCAGGUGAAGGAGAAGGUCUUGGUGAUGAUUCAAAACACAUUUAGUUUGGGGCAAAAGGAGUCCAGUCAUCUAUUUCAUGUUUUGAUGGAAUGCAUGGAGCACAGAGAGUCCAUAACCAUCUUUGAUGCUGAGUCAGAAGAUCAGCAGGACAUUGAUUUGGCAAUUCUGACUGCACUCUUGAAAGGUACAAAUAUGUCUGCUUCAGAUCAGCUGGAUUUGGCAUUGGCCUGGAAUCGGCUAGAUAUUGCCAAGAAACACAUACUUGUUUAUGGUCAGCACUGGAAGGUUGGUGCCUUGGAACAGGCAAUGCUGGAUGCUUUAGCGAUGGACCGUGUAGAUUUUGUGAAGCUGUUAAUAGAGCACGGAGUGAACAUGCACUGUUUUCUUACCAUAUCUCGUUUGGAAGAACUCUACAACACAAAACAAGGACCAUCGAAUCUACUUUUGCAUCACCUAGUUCGUGAUGUGAAACAGAAUACCCUUUCUCUGGAUUACAAGAUAUCGCUGAUUGAUAUUGGACUAGUGAUAGAGUACCUCCUUGGUGGAGCUUAUCGGAGCAGCUACACAAGGAAACAUUUUCGAAUUCUCUACAACAAUCUGAACAGAAAACACAAGAAUAACCAGCAUAAUCAGGGAAACAGAAUGGGAUCCACAGAAAGUACUUUGCAUUCUCAGUUCUUCAGAACAGCACAGCCUUACAAAUACAAGGAAAGAUCCAGUGCCUUCCAUACAUUUAAGAAGAAAUCAAAAGAGGAUAUAAACUGCACAGAGAAUUAUGAGUCAACUGGCUUUAUCUACCCUUAUAAUGACCUCCUGGUUUGGGCAGUAUUAAUGAAAAGGCAGAAGAUGGCAAUGUUCUUCUGGCAGCAUGGAGAGGAAGCCAUGGUCAAAGCUGUUGUGGCUUGUAAACUCUACAGGGCAAUGGCACAUGAAGCCAAACAGAGCAACAUGGUGGAUGACACUUCAGAAGAGCUCAAGAAGUAUUCAAAGGAAUUUGGGCAGCUUGCCUUAGAUGUACUGGACAGAGCAUUCAAACAAAAUGAGCAGAUGGCCAUGAAGUUGCUGACCUAUGAACUGAAAAACUGGAGCAACUCAACUUGCUUAAAACUAGCAGUGUCUGUGGGGCUGCGGCCUUUCAUAUCCCAUACAUGCACACAGAUGCUGCUGACUGAUAUGUGGAUGGGACGCCUGAAGAUGAGGAAGAACUCCUGGUUUAAGGUCAUUAUGAGUAUUCUCCUGCCUCCCACUAUCUUGAUGCUGGAAUUUAAGAGCAAGGCAGAAAUGUCUCAUGUGCCUCAGUCUCAAGACUUCCACCAGUUCACAUGGUAUCAUGGGGAUCAGAGGCCAGCCAGCUCUAAAGAUGCUCUGUCUCUGGAUUAUGAUGUGGAAAAGGUUGCUCAGAAGUCUCAUGAAGACCAAGUAGAUGCUGGACAAGGAAACCUGCCUAGUACUAGAAAAAUAUAUGAAUUCUACAACGCGCCAAUUGUCAAGUUCUGGUUUCACACGAUGUCAUACAUGGCAUUUCUCAUGCUCUUCACUUACACUGUGUUGGUGAAGAUGGAACCAAGACCAAGUGUGCAAGAGUGGCUUGUUAUCAUCUAUAUUUUCACCACUGCUGUUGAAAAAGUCAGGGAGGUAUUUAUCUCAGAAUCUGGAAAAUUUUGCCAAAAAGUGAAGGUGUGGAUUUAUGAAUACUGGAAUUUUACUGAUUCUAUAGCUAUCAUCCUGUUUAUGAUUGGGUUUUGUUUGCGCUGGUCCAAUAGCUCUGUUCAAACUGCAGGGAGACUACUUUACUGCUUGGAUAUUAUAUUUUGGUAUACUCGCCUCCUUGAUUUUUUUGCUGUGAAUCAGCAUGCUGGCCCAUACCUGACAAUGAUUGGGAAAAUGACAGCAAACAUGUUUUAUAUUGUGGUCAUGAUGGCCAUAGUUUUGUUGAGUUUUGGAGUGUCACGAAAGGCAAUUCUUUCACCAGAAGAGCCUCCUUCUUGGACUCUGGCACGAGAUAUUGUAUUUCAGCCCUACUGGAUGAUGUUUGGUGAGGUCUAUGCUGGAGAAAUAGAUGUUUGUGAAAACAAUGAAGACUGUCCUCCUGGCUCCUUCCUCACACCGUUUCUCCAAGCUGUCUACCUCUUUGUGCAAUACAUCAUCAUGGUCAACUUGCUUAUUGCUUUCUUUAACAAUGUUUAUUUUGAUUUGAAAUCCAUAUCGAACAAGCUCUGGAAGUACAACCGGUACCGCUACAUUAUGACCUACCAUGAGAAGCCAUGGCUGCCUCCACCAUUCAUUCUCCUGAGCCACAUUGGACUUCUGAUAAAUCGCAUUUUCCACCAUCAGCCCCAAAAUGAGCUGGAUCAAGAGGAAGGCGACGUUGGACUAAAACUGUACCUGAGUGAUGAGGAGCUAAAGAAACUGCAUGACUUUGAGGAGCAGUGUGUGGAAAAAUAUUUUCAUGAGAAGAAUGAAAGUCUGAGUUCCAGUGACAGUGAAAGGAUCCAUCUGACUGCAGAAAGAGUGGAGGAGAUGUUUCUGCAGCUUAAAGAAGUGCAUGAGAAGGUAUUUUAUAUCAAAGAAUCUUUAGUCUCCCUGGACAGCCAGCUAGGACAUUUGCAAGACCUGUCUGCCUUGACAGUGGACAUCCUGAAAGUGCUUUCAGCUGUAGACACCUUGCAGGUGGAAGAAGCCUUACUGGCUGACCCAAAACAUCAAACCUGCAGGAAGUUGCCCCAUAGCUGGAGCAAUGCACUCUAUUCCAAGACCUUGAGCAGCCUGGAGUGUUUGUAUGACAAGAAAUACCACUACUACAGCAUGCCACCCUCCCUCUUUCGGAGCUUGGUAAGGAGCCAGUGUCCAUCAGAGUGCAAAGACCAUGAAUUGCGGUCUGAGAGUAACAAAGUGGUAGAAGACAAGGUAGAAGUGGAAAGAGACACGCUCACUUCAGGAGUAUCUUCUGAGAAUAAGUCAACUCCUAGAUAUGGUCAGUUUUUGCUGGUGCCCCCUGACCAUCAGGGAAGAUCUUUUUCUGAGGAUGUCACCUUAAAUUUGUCUUUUUUGAGCACUCCUGCCAAGUACAAGGAUGAGGCAUUCAGAGAUGACCUGCAAAAUAGCAUUGUGGUGCAGCAAAACUUGCCAAAUAUCAGCCUCAUUGGAAAAGAGACAGAAUGUUAUCAGUGCAGCCAGAGAGACUUUGUUAUUCAUUUGCCAUCAGAAAAGACUAAUGCUGUAGGCACUGAUCAUUCUCUUAGUCUCCAGCAUCCUCUGAAUAUUGAAGAUAGUGUAGCAUCCCUCUGCAAUGACAGGGAAGAAAUUGAAGGUGGUUAUGUGAACUGGGGAUUCUCUGAAGGUGAUGAAAAAGGGGUGUUCAUCUCAGAUUUACAGAAAGCAGCCCUGGGCUUAAAUUCCUCCUAUGACAGAGAUGGUAACUGCAAGAGCAAUCCUCCCAGGCAUGUCCAGUUAAGACAAUCAAAGUCCUUCUCCUGCAACUCUGACUGGUCACAUCACAGUGGCAGCAUGUCUCAGAACAAGCUGAAACGAAGUACCUCUCUCUGGAUCAGCCCGCUUUGGAGGGACUGGAGUUUCUGCAGAAGCAACAGCUUGCGGUCCCAUAAGAAAGAGAGAUCAGGGAAAACCUACAAGGCUAUAGGUGAGUCUUUACGAUCCAGUGAGCUACACCACAGUGAGGCAACAAAAGCAAAACAACAAAACAGAGACAAAAAGUCUGGGCGAGGAAAGAGGAAUCAAAACCCCCUUCCAGUGCCGGUGAUUAGAGUGGAUGGUUGUUCCCAGAACACUCAAGUGAGCUCAGAGCCCGCAGAGAUCAAUGUCUGGGCUGAGCAAGAGAAAUACAGCAAGAAUUGUCUCACUGUGUCUAAUUUCAGUCAGCUAAGUUUGGAACGUUUCAGAUACAUGCACCAGAAAAAGAAAAAUCAAGACAUUGGUAGACAUACCAUAUCAUUCUGUGAUUACCUGAGGCAUUCUCAAGAGGUGAAGAGAAAGAGAGAAAUAGAAAUUUUGUAUUCUGUAAAACCUGGCCUUGGAGUCUACAUCAAUAAGUCUUUGAAAUGUGAAACACAGGAUCAGACAAGUGAAAUGAAGGAUUUCAGUAAUAGCAUAUUUGGAACCACCAAGAAAAAUAUCUUUGCCUGCUUGAAAACAUCUCAAGAUUUGCAUCAUCACUACUCAGCUGUUGAAAGAAACAACUUAAUGAGACUUGCUCAGACCAUACCAUUUACACCAGUCCAGCUCUUUGCUGGUGAGGAAGUGACAGUCUAUCAGUUGGAAGAAAGUUCACCUAUGAACCUUGAUAAAAGCAUGUCUUCCUGGUCCCACUGUGGUACUGCUGCAAUGAUCCAAGUGUUGUCACAGGAGGAGAUGGAUGGGGGUCUGCGGAGGGCCAUGAAGGUCAUUUGUACUUGGUCUGAGAAUCAUGUAUUAAAGCUGGGACAAGUAUUUAUUGUGAAGUCUUUUCUGCCAGAGGUGGUUCAAACUUGGCAAAAGAUCUUUCAUGAUGGCACUGUGUUGCAUCUCUGCUUGAGGGAGAUCCAACAACAAAGGGCUGCCCAGAAGUUAAUGUAUAUCUUCAACCAAGUGAAGCCUCAUACUAUUCCCUAUACUCCAAGGUUCCUGGAAGUUUUCCUCAUCUACUGCCAUUCAGCAAAACAGUGGCUGACCAUUGAGAAAUAUAUGACUGGUGAAUUUCGGAAAUACAACAACAACAACGGAGAUGAGAUUAUUCCCAGCAGCUCGCUGGAAGAACUGAUGCUGGCUUUCUCGCACUGGACCUAUGUGUACACCCGUGGGGAGCUCCUUGUCCUGGAUUUGCAAGGUGUUGGGGAAAACCUUACAGAUCCAUCUGUGAUUAAACCUGAAGACAAAAA
Molecule: messenger RNA, 5891 nt
Organism: Acanthisitta chloris (rifleman)
Lineage: Eukaryota; Metazoa; Chordata; Aves; Passeriformes; Acanthisittidae
Gene: TRPM6
Product: transient receptor potential cation channel, subfamily M, member 6
Exons: 38
Biological process (GO): protein phosphorylation; protein tetramerization; monoatomic cation transmembrane transport
Cellular component (GO): apical plasma membrane
Molecular function (GO): monoatomic cation channel activity; protein serine/threonine kinase activity; ATP binding
Source: RefSeq, a predicted model, not a curated record